This is a messenger RNA of Ambispora gerdemannii, 1662 nucleotides long. Lineage: Eukaryota; Fungi; Glomeromycota; Glomeromycetes; Archaeosporales; Ambisporaceae. The record is from the annotation of a GenBank genome assembly.
AUGAAUGAAAGAGUGAAAUUCAGAACACGUGCAUCAAACUGCUUUAAAAUUUUGACUACUACUAUCUCUUGUGAAAAUGAUAAACAUGACAAGGAUUUCUCAAGUGAUGCUGCAGACGCUCAGAUUCCUAUUAGUGCCUCGAAUCUUGGUGAAAAUGAUACUGAAGUUACUGUAACUGAUUUAGCUACUGAAGACUUGGAACAACAAUGCAUCUUGUUACCUACGUAUGCUUUUCGAGACCAAAGUUCAGCCAAUCCUAAUGAAUGGACAGUACGCGUACGAGGUUGGGCGUACGCGACACGAAAGAAAAGUCGCAAAAGAAAAUUAAUGAUUGGGGUUGCGCGACGUAUAAUGGUCAAAGAUGAACAAGAAGGCAAAUAUUUAGAAGAUCGAUUUGGAAUGUUUCUAACUAAAAAUGUUCGUAAUCAAAAGUAUGCAGUAAAAAUAAUCGGACUUGCUCAUCCCUCACAUAUGAAAUUGGGGGGUGAUCCGGAUUCAGACGAUAAAUCAGAUAGUGGAAGUAAUGUCGAGACAGAUGACGAAACAUUAUUAGAAACUGAAUCUGAAAGUAGUAGCUAUGAAGAAGAAGAUGAUAGGAUCGAUUCAGGGAAAAAUCAUAAUCCAGUAACUCAUGUGACAGCUGAUACAGGACAUUUUGAGGGUAAACUCACUAUUUCUGAUGAACUUGUGGAUGAAUGGAUAUCAAAUGCCAAUGAGGAAUAUGAUGGUUUUGGGAAUCAUAUGCGAUUAUUCAAAUUAGAGGCGAAACGUAGUGGAAGUAGACAUGCCACGCCAAUUUUAGGUUAUGCAGAUUUAAUUGAUGCAGAAGGAAUAUCAAUAAUAUCGGUGAGUUUGAUGUUUGAGAGUGAAACAGACGUGACUGGCGGAGCAAAGGCGAUGCUUGUGAAUACAUUUUUAAAAGACGCUUCAGAGGUUCCUGGUAUGGCGCAACGUUAUUUGUCAUGGUAUCAACAAGGAGCAUCCAUUCACUAUGUUUCCAACUCACCCUGGCAAUUAUUUCCGAUGCUCAAAUCAUUUUUCAAUGUAAAGUCUUUUCCUCCUGGAUCAGCUCAUUUGAAAUUAUACAAUAUGAAAAAUAUAACAGAAAAUACUGGGGAAAAUAAAAAGAUAGCAAUUCGCCAAAUUUUGCAGGAUUUUCCCCGAAGAAAAUUUAUUCUUAUUGGUGAUAGCGGUGAAAUAGAUAUGGAGAUCUACGCUUCGAUCGUUAAAGAAUUCAGCUCUAAAACAGAAAUUAUACACGUUCUUAUUCGAGAUGUCACCACUAAACGUCUAGAAAACCAACCGGCGAAACGUACACGUUCUUUACCGUUCAUCCCUAAAAGAACAUCAUCGGCAAAUUCGUUCCGUACCUCAAAAACUAUGCCCAAUUUACAAAUGUCUUCAUUGGAAAAUAAUGAGGAUUAUGAGCAAAUGGUGUCCCCUGAUUCUGAAGCUUCAUCACAAGUGUCAACUCCUUCAACUGCGGAAUGCGAAUUUCAAACACCAUUAGAAAUAUUUCAAGAACGAGUGCAACGGAUUCAAGAGUCCAUUGAAGCUGAAGGAACCGAGUUUACUUUGUUUACGGAAGGAAAAGAAUUAUUAGGUCAUGCAAAGAUUGACCUAGCAUUCGAAGAAUUAGAAAAAAAUCGUUAUAAAUAUUAA